Molecule: messenger RNA, 3584 nt
Organism: Anarrhichthys ocellatus (wolf-eel)
Lineage: Eukaryota; Metazoa; Chordata; Actinopteri; Perciformes; Anarhichadidae
Gene: stard3
Product: StAR related lipid transfer domain containing 3
Exons: 15
Coding region: 333-1682 (449 amino acids)
Biological process (GO): cholesterol transport
Cellular component (GO): endoplasmic reticulum-endosome membrane contact site; late endosome; endoplasmic reticulum membrane
Molecular function (GO): cholesterol binding; cholesterol transfer activity
Source: RefSeq, a predicted model, not a curated record
AAAACUGUCUCACGUGCUGCUCUGCACGGUUUCUCCUCCACAAACGACAAAAAAAGCUCCAACAAACUGCUUCUUAGGCAAUAUCGAUUUCCCCCAAGUAAAUGGUGGGUUUUCCUUUGGUCUGCUAUUGUGUUGAUUUUAUUUUCCUAAAUAACAUUUAGCGCAGACAGAUAUUUUGCACGUGAUUUUUCUUUUUUCGCGUGUUGACACGAAGGACGAAAACAUCUUGCGGCAACAUUUCAUCUCUGAAAUGUCAGCCCGGAAGACUGGUAACGCUGACAUGAUGAUGCGGUAAAUCAACGGGGGGGGGAGUUUCCUGUCUCGCCGCAGGAAUGCCAGGUGGAGACUACGGGGAGCUCGGGGCCAGCCUCCCUGCCAUCGCCUCCCUGAACGCCUCCUACUCCACGUCGCUGUCCCUCCCUUCGCCGUACAUGGUACCACCCGCCGAGCGCAAGGCCAUCUCCGACGUCCGACGCACCUUCUGCCUCUUCGUGACCUUCGACCUGCUCUUCAUCUCCCUCCUGUGGAUCAUUGAGCUGAAUAUCUCAAGCACAAUCUGGGACAGCUUGAAGAAGGAGGUUGUCAGUUAUGACUACAGGUCUUCCUUCUUUGACAUCUUUCUGCUUGCCUUGUUUCGUUUCCUGUGUCUACAAGUGGGUUACGCUGCGUUUCGGCUGAGGCACUGGUGGGUCAUUGCGGUUACCACUCUAGUGACCAGCGUCUUCCUCGUCGUUAAGGUCAUCGUGUCUAGUCUCCUCUCCGAGAACCCCUUUGGCUACGUGAUACCCAUCACUUCGUUCGUGGUGGCCUGGCUGGAGACCUGGUUCCUUGACUUCAAGGUGCUCACUCAGGAGGCCGACGAUGAGAGAGCGUACCUGGCAGCGGUGAACGCAGCCUGUGAGCGAGCCCCGAUGAUCUACCCGCGAGCUGUUUCAGACGGACAGUUUUACUCUCCGCCCGAGUCCGUCGAAGGCUCCGAGGAGGAUCUGGAUGAGGAGGGUCUCGGACGCAAAGCUGUCACCACGCAGGAGAAGCAGUACGUGAGUCAGGGUCGCGAGGCCAUGUCGGUGGUAGAACAGAUCCUGGACCAGGAGGACAACUGGAAGUUUGAAAAGAACAACGACUCGGGAGACUCCGUCUACACUCUGGAGAUCCCCUUCCAUGGAAAGACUUUUAUUCUGAAGGCCUUCAUGCAGUGUCCUGCUGAGCUCGUGUAUCAGGAGGUGAUUCUGCAGCCGGAAAAGAUGGUCCAGUGGAACAGAACCAUUUCUGGCUGCCAGAUCCUUCAGAGGGUUGACGACAACACUCUGGUGUCAUAUGAUGUGUCAUCCGGAGCAGCAGGGGGAGUUGUGUCUGCGAGGGACUUCGUUAAUGUGCGACGAGUGGAGCGCAAACGAGACUGCUACCUGUCUGCUGGCAUGGCCACCGACCACGACGCCAAACCUCCAGUCGGUCGCUACGUCAGGGGAGAGAACGGUCCAGGAGGAUUUGUGGUCCUCAAAUCCACCAGCAACCCGUCCGUCUGCACCUUCAUCUGGGUGCUGAACACAGACUUGAAGGGCCGACUGCCUCGCUACCUCAUCCACCAGAGUCUGGCCGCCACCAUGUUUGAGUUCAUGUCCCAUUUACGCCAACGCAUCGCCGAGCUGCGGCCCUCUCUCCGCUCUCACCACCUCGCCUAAAACCGGGAGAGACGUCUAAACUGCCACGGCAGGGUGGAGAAGUGUCACCGCUGCUCUCUUUAAGCGGACCCUAAAAAACAAGCGGGGCGUAGCGGUACCCUCGGCUGAAGGGAUGUGCCACCAUGACUUCUAAUCGCAGGAGACGGGAGACACGUGACCACACAUUUCAGUCACAAGAGAAGAAGAGUUUUUCAGAUUUCAAAGUUUGUCGUGAUCACGUACAUAUUUUUGUGUGGAACCUGUAGUUGUUUUGCCGUGUCCCCCGUUGUGCGAUGAGAACUGUACAACCUGAGCCUGCCGAGUCCUCGUGUGGCUGGCUGGACAUCACUGAAACAACCUGGGGGAGGAGGUCAUCGACUCUCACUGUUCGAGUCUCGGUUAUUUCAAAAGAACCGCUGCGAUGGCAUGAAGCAGCCGUCUCUCAUGGGCCUUUAUCUUGCUGAACACAUUGUCAGCCAUUGAUUUGCUGCCUUUGUUCAUUGUUUAGAUUAUUUUGUGCGUAUGUUUUUACCACACCGUCUUCUUAAGUUUCUCUGGUGCACCUCACUGCCAUAUGUACAUCUGACUAACCAACAUUUACAUCUGACUGAGUAAAGCUACGUCCAGCCUUCACUCUCCUUGCCUACACUGUGACAGAAGGGGUAAGAAGUCACCUGCAGUUUAAUUACCACUAGAUGGAGACGCCACUCUCACACACACACACACACACACACACACAGUGAAAGCCUUUUAGUCUGACAUCGUCCUCUUUCUGUAAAUACUGCUUUGGUUUUGCACUUUGGGAUCAGCCAGGAAGUCAAACCAGGACGCAGAUCUGUUAAUCUGUGUUACCAAUGAAUUAUCACGCUCAUGAGGAGGAUGCUGUUCAUAUGUAGCUCUCUGUAUACUUUGUUAUCUUUGGUGCUGAUGACCUUCAGUGGCCUUAUGGUGAAACAGCCGGCUCAUUAUUUGUCAUCAAGUUAUUCAUGUGCUGAAAUGAUUUACAUUGACUUUAGUUCAGGCCUCCCUUCAGGCCCUGGUUAUUCUUACAUCAUGGAGCAUGAUGUUGUUUUUAUACAAUGAGAAAUGCAGCUUCUAGUUUUAGCUUUACCUCCAGAAAAUCCCGAGUUAUCAUUACAUCCGCCAAGGAGGUCGUGUUUUCUGUUCGGUUUGUUUGUCAGCAUUUGUAUUUUUUAUGAAGCUCGGUGGAAGGGUAGCAUGGGCCCAGGAUCGCAACAGAGGGUUCAUGGUCUUGGCGGAGGUCUGCACGCUCCGAGUGCCGUUCCAUAACGAAAACCGGCAGAAGACAGGUCUAUAUAUAUCAGAACAAAAGAGAGUGACUUGAGCUUUUCAAUCUUGAGAAAUGAGGCAUGAAACGACUGUUCACACGUUGAAGGAGCAUGUUUCUGGGUGUCAUUGUGCGAUUGUGACUGUGAUGUGGUCGCUCACCACAUCACAGUCACAACAUGGCCUUGAGACAUUUUACUUUGUAAGCCCAGGUAUUUGUGAAUGCUUUGAUCACAGUCUGAUUAUUAUUUCUUAUGAAGUCCAAAACAAGUCAGCUUUAAAUGGAUAACUUGUGAGGAUUGAUUUUAGCGACCUACUGUACUGAGAAUGUCAAAUGAAAGAAAUCAAUGUUAUCAACAAUUUGGUGCCUUUAUCACAGUGACACGACACGUCUGCCUUUUCUUUUGUUUUGCAUUUAUUUGAUGUUGUUAAAUCAAUGCUUAAUACUGUCACAUUAUACUGUAUGUAUAUGAAGCCUGCAUAGAGUACUUGUUUUCUUUGAUCAUACUUUUUUAUAAUACUUUGAAUAUGUAGGAUCAUUCAUCACACGUGUUAAUUUAAAGCCAUCACAGGAAUACUGAAUACUGUUUUUAAGUCUUAACCAGUGUCUUCUGUCCAAUAAAAUAUAUGAACUCA